Molecule: messenger RNA, 691 nt
Organism: Tachysurus fulvidraco (yellow catfish)
Lineage: Eukaryota; Metazoa; Chordata; Actinopteri; Siluriformes; Bagridae
Product: H-2 class I histocompatibility antigen, Q9 alpha chain-like
Exons: 3
Coding region: 256-618 (120 amino acids)
Biological process (GO): immune response
Cellular component (GO): external side of plasma membrane
Source: RefSeq, a predicted model, not a curated record
AAUUGAUGGAUUCUGAAUUCUGAGUUCUGAUUGGUCAGUAAUCUGACACCUCCGUCCUUCUGGGGAAAAACUGCAGUUCCACUACGAGAUCUCUUGGAAAACUUGUAUAGUUAAGUUAAACUAAAGUUAAACAGAGUUAGAAUGGAGUUGAGUCUGCAGAUUGAAAGUGUAAAUAAUAGAUUAGUGUGUUCAGUGUGUAUUUAGUGUGUGUUUAGUGUUUUAGUGAUCAGACAGUGAGAGAUCUGCAGCACAGUGAUGAAGACUCUGAUCUUCAUAUUUUCUCUUCAUCUUUCAUCAGCAGUCACACACUCGCUGCAGUAUUUCUACACUGCAGUUACACCUGGAACAAAUUUCCCAGAAUUCACUGCUGUGGGUCAGGUGGAUGGACAGCAGGUUGGCUGCUAUGACAGCGAAAGGAGAGAAAUCAUAAAGAUGGAGUGGACACAUAUUGAUGAUCUAGAUCACUGGAACAGGAUCAGACAGAUUAUGAGGGAACAUCAGGAGGUCUACAAAGCCAGUGUGGUUACACUAAUGCAGAUCUUUAAUCAGACUACAGAUCCUCCUACAAUGUCAGUGUUCCAGAAACACUCGCCUUCUCCAGAGGUGGUGUGUCACUAAAGCAGUGACGAUGUCCUGGAGGAAGGACAGAGAGGACGUGCAUGAGGACGUGGAGCUCAGAGAGACGUUACCC